Messenger RNA from Salvia splendens (bonfire salvia), 1726 nucleotides. Its product is annotated as putative disease resistance RPP13-like protein 3. Bases 48 to 1220 code for a protein of 390 amino acids. The transcript has 2 exons. Lineage: Eukaryota; Viridiplantae; Streptophyta; Magnoliopsida; Lamiales; Lamiaceae. The record is from RefSeq and is a predicted model, not a curated record. Gene Ontology annotation, molecular function: ADP binding.
UCCAAGGCAAAUAUUGUAUCUGUCUGUUUAGAGAGAGAGAGAGAGAGAUGGGGGAGGCUGCGUUGGGGUUCCUGUUGGAGAUAGUGAAGGAUGUGAUAUCCGGAGCAGAAAACGAGUUCCAGCAGCUCAACAACGAACUCAAACAACUCAAGGGUUUCCUCAGCGAAGGAGCCAAGAAGUACUCCAAGGAGGAUGGCCUCUUCAAGGAGCUGGAGAGGCAGAUAAGAGACGCGGUCUACGAGAUCGAAGAUGCCAUCGAUACUUGCUUCACUAAAGCCAUCGAAGCCGAAGUCAAAGCCAAAGCCAAAGCCAAAGCCAAAGCCAAAGCCAAAGCCAAAGCCAGACCCAAAAAAAUCCCCAAGUUUACGAGCUCAACGGGUUUCAGCCUUGCCAAAGAGAUCAGUUCGCUUAGAGUUGAUAAAGUCAAGCCCUUGCUUGAUGGAGCCAAGCACAAGUUUGGUACCAUGCAGAAUACCGAUCGAUCCCCACCCCUCCAAGAUCAACGGACUAUAUUGAAAAGGGAUAAGCCGAUCAGGGAACACAGAGCAAUAGGUUUCGAUGAGGAGGAGGCAAGUAUUAUUGGGUAUCUCAGGGAAGAAAAGCAGAGCCUUGAAGUGAUCCCAAUCAUAGGCAUACCUGGUCAGGGAAAGACAACGUUGGCAUGGAAGGUUUAUCAGAACGAGGCCGUACGUUACGAUUUCCCAAUUCGAAUUUGGGUUAACAUCUCUCAGAAGUUCAACAGCAGGGAUGUGUUCCUCCACAUCCUCAAAACAUUCGCCCCCAGUACAGACACAUCUAAAAUGGAGUACGAUGAUUUAGUUCAAGCAGUUCGAUCUUGUCUGGAGAAAGACAAGUUCUUCCUCGUCCUUGAUGAUGUUUGGAGCGUCGUCGCAUGGGAAGAGAUCAAAGGAGCUUUGCCACUUAACAACGGGAAGGGCAAAGUCCUCAUCACCAGUCGAGAAGACAAAGUGGGCUUUCGUUCUGCUAUUGUUAAACCGCACAAGCUCAAGUUUCUAGACAAGGCUGAAAGCUGGAUGCUGCUUCAGUUGGAGGUAUAUGGAAAUAAGGAAGAAUGCCCCGACGAUUUUAGGGGCAUAGGCCAGCAUAUAGCCGACAAAUGUGAUGGAGUGCCACUGAAACUAAUUGUCAUCGGAGGUGUUCUGGUCGACCAACUCGCAUCCAACAAUGGUGGCGAGAAAGAAAUGGGAGACAAUGGCUGAUAACUUGAGCAACGCCUUGGAGAAUGAGAAGCAGAUAACAAAUGUUGUGGCGUUGAGUUACGAGAGGUUGUCGAAUGACCUGAGAGACUGUUUUGUUUGUAUAGGUGUGUUUCCUGAAGAUUAUGAGAUUCCAGUUAAAUUGUUGUCAGGGCUGUUGAUAGGGACCCCGAGAUAGCAGACAUGCAGACCAACGAACCAUUGCCGAGCCAUGCUGCGAAUGACGUAGAAGACAAGGGACGUAAGAGCAGAGGAAGGACGCGCGAAACGGCAAGGAAGGAGAGGCCACAAAGAGUGAGGUCCAGACCCGCGAAAUUCAGAGAUUUCAUAUCUCUGUGAAGAUGGGAGUGAAUCUUUUAUUUUAGUCAUUUAGUUACGUUUUUUCCAUAUUAUAACAUUCUAUUGUUUAGAGUUAUUUUAUGUAAUCUUUUCGGGUUUUCUUCUUGAUUCUUUCCCGAAUCGUAGAGUCGAAUCAAGCAGGGUUGCGAUCCUAUAUAUUAUAGGAUCCA